Molecule: messenger RNA, 1552 nt
Organism: Cloeon dipterum
Lineage: Eukaryota; Metazoa; Arthropoda; Insecta; Ephemeroptera; Baetidae
Product: transmembrane protease serine 9-like
Exons: 8
Coding region: 123-1355 (410 amino acids)
Biological process (GO): proteolysis
Molecular function (GO): serine-type endopeptidase activity
Source: RefSeq, a predicted model, not a curated record
UAAAUAAUUGUCAUGGGACGCAGAAAAAUAUACAGGUGUGCUGCUGACACGGAGGAUACUCUGAUUCGCAUAUAAAACCUCGCUGCCGCUGGUUGUCCACUCACUUUUAGCGUACAAGUAAAAUGUUACGGUUCAGAAAGAUGCUGGUUCUGCUGUUCAUGCUGACAUCAACUCAGUUGGUAGUCACGGUGGAAACCACUAGUUCAGAUGCUAAAUUACAAGUGGAUAAUAAGCAAAUGGCCGGAUACAAAUUCCGGAACGUUCUCAAUACUUUUGACGUCGCUGAGCGACUUACUGAUAUGAACCAACGUAAUCGAGUCGUUGGUAAUUCCACUGCAACACCAGGGCAGUUCCCAUGGAUGGCUUUCAUCAUUGCUGACCCUGCUCAAUUUUUAAGCGGAGCCUUAAUAUCGGACCAGUGGAUUCUCACUUCUGCAUACCUCUGCUCAAUGUUUAAACUGAGCUUUAUAAUUUUGGGUGUCGCCGACUUUACCUACUAUUUAGAAAAUUAUCUAACGAUAAAUUACAAUUAUACUUGCUACGUGCACGAGCUUUACGAUGAAAUGGAUUUGGCAACUGAUCAUAACAUAGCUCUGAUCAAGAUGCUGCAACCUGUAACCUUUACAGUCAACAUUAUGCCCAUACAACUUCCUUCUGUAAAUGAUGCCACGAAGGAUUUUACUAAAGUUUCGAUGACAGUUAGUGGAUUUAGGCAAGAUAGCGCUUGUUAUGAAAUUGAGAAAAAACGCGAUUCAUCAAUCUUCUCACUGGUGUACGAAGAAUUGCAAGGGAUUAACUACAUGGAGUGCUCUGCAAACUUCAGUGCAAAUUCUGCGACGUCUUAUUUGCCUGAAUCCGCAAUCUGUACAGACUCCAACAGCGUUGGAAUCUGUGGUUUUGGUGUUGAAGGCGCUCCUUUAUUCUACAAGAAUUUAAAUGGAUAUUGGGUUAUUGAGGGCAUUAUCGCAUCUUAUCCCUUCAACCUUUGCUAUGACAGGCAUCCAUCAGUCUUUACCCGUGUUAGCUCUAAUCUUGAUUGGAUAUCUGCGAUAACUGGAAUGGGAGGAUCAACUAGCACACCAAAAGCAACCACUGGAAAGCCUUUAACUACCACAAUUACUACUAAACCAACCUCUAGCUUUACUGCAAAAACCACCACGACAACUAAACCUACAAGCACGACAACCUUUAAACCAUCAAGUCUGAAGACCACCACAAAGACAACCACCAAGACGACAACUAAGACCACAACCAAAACCACCACGAAGACCACCACUAAGACCACCACAAAAACCAACCCGAAAACCUCAACAAUUAAGAAAUCUAGCAGUACCACCAAAAAAGCUUCUGGCUAAAAUUAACUUUGAUUUUAUGAUUUGACAUCUGAUAAUUUUUGAAAUACGAUCUAUCUUGGUAAAAUGUCCACUUUGGCGAAAACAAAGAGGAUUUACUUUAUUAUAUAUGCAUUAAAAUAAGUAUCAGUGUACAAAUAAUUCGAAGGAAUAGUCCAAAAUUGAUUUAAUAUUGUUUUCAUGAACUAAAAUUUGAAAAU